Molecule: messenger RNA, 564 nt
Organism: Ilyonectria robusta
Lineage: Eukaryota; Fungi; Ascomycota; Sordariomycetes; Hypocreales; Nectriaceae
Exons: 1
Coding region: 1-564 (187 amino acids)
Source: RefSeq, a predicted model, not a curated record
AUGCCCGACGGCCACCGAUCCCUCGAGGCGAACAGAUUGGAAAUAGUCCUCAUUGCGGCGGGAAUUUUGGUUCUGGUAUCAGUCUUGGGAAUUUUGAUUCUCUUGGGUGUUGGUCUCAGGCCUCCCGCGGCAGCCCAGGAUACCGAGAAUGGACAACGCUGGACGGCCUGGGGAGGCGCAUACAACGAGCCACAAGACCGUGGACCGAUAGAACCCUACCAUGACUGCGACAAUACAUUCAUCAGCAGCGUUCGACGCGGGAGUCGGUCCCUGGCGGAAGAAUUCAAGCAGGAGCUAAGAAACCUGCACUUCAGUUUCACUUCCCCUGGGCAGCAGCAAAACGACUCCAGCAUCUCUGAUCAGCUACAAAGGUUCAGCAUGGACAGUACACUGGUCCCAUCAGGGGAUAGCUCUGACCAAGACACUGCCUGUGGCAGUUGUUGCGAGUUGAUUGACUCUCCCCUGUCGGCAACGGGACGGGAGGAUGAGUUAGGUGGACCACGAAUGAGAAUCAGCCGGACCGCGGAAAAUGCGACGAGCAGUGACUUAGAGGCCCAGCAUUGA